Knipowitschia caucasica is the source of this 1020-nucleotide messenger RNA. NCBI's taxonomy places the organism in Eukaryota, Metazoa, Chordata, Actinopteri, Gobiiformes, Gobiidae. The record is from the annotation of a GenBank genome assembly.
AUGUCGGUGCUGGAGUCGAGUCUGGCGUUCGUGGUGUGGUAUCUCUUCCCACUGUACGUGGUCGUCUCUCUGGUGUUUGCAAUUUUUGCAGAUGCUGACAUGACUUUGUUAUGGGCCAAUCUGGUGGGACACAGGCCAGAGAGGCGACUAAAGCACCGGGUGGUGUGGGUGACAGGAGCCUCCAGUGGUAUUGGGGAGGAGUUGGCGUAUCAGCUGGCUCAGUGUGGGGCUCGUCUUAUCCUGUCGUCACGCCGGGAAAGUGAGCUCCAAAGGGUCAAACGCCGGUGUUUAGAGUGCUCACAUCUGCAAGAAGAUGAUAUACGUGUUCUACCACUUGAUUUGUUGGAGAGGCACUCUCACGAGGCCAUAACUCAAGCUGCUAUUCAGUACUUUGGACAUAUUGAUGUCUUGAUAAAUAAUGGUGGCCGUAGUCAGCGGUCGCUGUUCUUGGAGACUAAUCUUGAGGUGUAUUCUGCUUUGAUGGAGCUGAACUUCCUCGGCACAGUGUCCCUCACAAAGCAGGUGCUUCCUCAUAUGACAGAGCGCGGCUCUGGGACCAUUGCCACUGUGAGCAGUGUGGUGGGGAUAGCUGGAGCCCCUCUGGCCACAGGAUACUCUGCAAGUAAACACGCCCUCCAGGGUUUCUUCAACUCGCUAAGGACUGAACUGACUGACUAUCCAAACAUCCUUGUGAGCACAGUGUGUCCUGGCCCAGUGCAGUCAAAAAUAGUUGAUAAUGCAUUCACAGAAGCUCUGCAUAAGCCUGUACCAACGGUUGGGAGUCAAGAGCACAAGAUGUGCACCAGGCGCUGUGUGCGUCUGAUGCUCGUGGGAAUUGUUAAUGGAAUACAGGAAAUGUGGAUCGCACAGCAACCGUUCCUUUUCUUUUACUAUGCAUGGCAGUACACUCCCACUUUUGCCUGGUUCAUCACUAAUAAGCUUGGCAAAAAAAGGGUGCAGAAUUUUAAAGCUGGUUUGGAUGCAGACUCUGCUUAUUUCAGCAAGCCUAAAGCCUCAUGA